Messenger RNA from Guyanagaster necrorhizus, 2411 nucleotides. Its product is annotated as heat shock protein 70. Gene Ontology annotation, molecular function: ATP binding; ATP-dependent protein folding chaperone. The coding region runs from base 52 to 2049 and encodes 665 amino acids. The transcript is spliced from 10 exons. NCBI's taxonomy places the organism in Eukaryota, Fungi, Basidiomycota, Agaricomycetes, Agaricales, Physalacriaceae. Gene Ontology annotation, biological process: protein folding. The record is from RefSeq and is a predicted model, not a curated record.
AUAAAAAAUUUUGACCAAGACCGGAAUUGCGUUUUCUCAUCCUUCCACAUUAUGUUCACCGCUGUUCGUUCUCUACGCUCCUCCGUCUCCAGGACUGGCCGUUAUGCGGGUAUUCCCCGGGCCAUGAUUGCGCGGAAUAUGAAUUCCAAAGUUAACGGCCCUGUCGUCGGUAUUGACUUGGGAACGACAAAUUCCUGCGUUUCCGUGAUGGAGGGCAAAGAGUCGCGAGUGAUUGAGAAUGCUGAGGGUGCUCGGACAACACCCUCCGUUGUCGCUUUCACCAAGCACGGCGAGCGUCUUGUCGGUUUACCCGCCAAGCGUCAGGCUGUCGUCAACUCUGCCAACACCGUAUUCGCGUUUAAGCGGCUAAUCGGGCGGCAGUUCAACGACAAGGAGGUCAAGGAAGACAUGAAGCACUGGCCCUUUACUGUCGUGGCCAAGCCUGAUGGCCGCCCAGCUGUGGAGGUAGAAAAUGGUGGUCAGAAGCAGCGCUUCUCUGCCGAGGAGCUGUCUUCAAUGGUGUUGUCCAAAAUGCGUGAAACUGCAGAGCAAUAUCUCAACAAAAAAGUCAACCAUGCCGUUGUCACUGUCCCUGCUUACUUCAAUGAUGCCCAACGGCAGGCUACCAAAGAUGCCGGCCAGAUCGCUGGACUAGACGUUCUUCGAGUCAUCAACGAACCCACCGCUGCUGCCCUGGCAUACGGUUUGGACCGUAGUGAAUCAUCCGUCACUGCUGUCUAUGAUCUCGGAGGAGGUACUUUCGAUAUCUCCAUCUUGGAAAAGCAAGGGGGGGUCUUUGAGGUCAAGUCAACAAACGGUGACACCCACUUGGGUGGUGAAGAUUUCGACAUCCUCCUCGUUGAUCAUAUUUUGAAGGAGUUCAAGAAGGAGUCCGGAAUUGACCUCAAUGGAGACCGUAUGGCUAUCCAACGUAUUCGUGAAGCUGCAGAGAAGGCGAAGAUCGAGCUGUCGUCAACAACACAAACGGAGAUCAACUUGCCUUUCAUCACUGCCGACGCUUCCGGUCCCAAGCAUAUCAACACCAAGCUAUUGAGAUCACAGUUCGAGAGCUUGGUCGCACCUUUGGUUCAACGCACUGUCGAGCCUUGCAAGAAGGCACUCAAUGAUGCUGGUGUCAAGGUCACUGAGAUCAACGAAGUCAUCCUCGUCGGUGGUAUGACUCGUAUGCCUCGCGUCGGUGACACCGUCAAGUCUGUGUUCGGUCGGGAGCCCAGCAAGGGUGUUAACCCCGAUGAGGCUGUGGCCAAGGGUGCCGCCAUCCAAGGUGGUGUCUUGGCUGGUAACGUUACGGACAUUCUGCUCCUGGAUGUCACUCCUCUUUCACUGGGUAUCGAGACCCUCGGUGGUAUCAUGACUAAGCUUAUCAACCGUAAUACCACAAUCCCUGCCAAAAAGUCGCAAGUCUUCUCGACCGCUGCCGACGGCCAAACGGCCAUCGAGGUCAAAAUCUACCAGGGUGAACGUGAGCUUGUCCGGGACAACAAGCUCCUCGGCAACUUCAACCUCGUCGGCAUUCCACCGGCUCCCAAGGGCAUUCCUCAAAUCGAAAUUACCUUCGACAUUGAUGCCGACGGUAUUGUCAACGUUUCUGCCAAGGACAAGGCUACCAACAAGGAUCAGUCCAUGACCAUCGCCUCUUCCUCCGGUCUCAGUGAAAAGGAUAUCGAGAAGAUGGUCUCUGAUGCCGAGCAGUACGCUGAGACAGACAAGCUCCGCAAGAACUUGAUUGAGGAAGCCAACAAGGCCGACUCUGUUUGCGCUGAUACUGAGAAGGCUAUGAAUGAGUUCAAGGACCAGAUCGAUAAAGCUGAACAGGAGAAGGUCGCUAAGCUCAUCACAGAGCUGCGAGAGCUUGCUGUCAAGGGACAGGCUGCUGAUCCCUCCGUUGAUGCUGAGACCAUUCGGCUGAAGAUCAACGAGACACAACAGGCGUCCCUGGGUCUCUUCAGCAAGGUGUACGAGAAGCGCAACGCUGAGGAGAACGCGUCGUCAUCUUCGUCAGAACCUGAGCCUGAGAAGAAAGACUAAACCUGACUCUCCCUCUCUUUCCUCUCAUUCUGCCCUUGCCAUUUCUCGUUUAUUUACAGGCAUCUUAGACAAAAGUACUUCGUUUACAUUAUUCUAGUGUUGCUCUUGCUAUUCGCCCCCCCACUCAACUGUUAUUGCUCGCAUUACUCUUAUCUUGGUAUUACAACCAUACACCGCAUUGUACUUUAUGAAUACAUGUCAUGACAUUCAUUCAGGAUAUGUAGACAAGCUGGUGUUGGGUAACGCGACCAAUGUAUUAUUAGGACGAGCUCUAUGUAUCAACAGGACUUCUAUGCCGCAACAACCAUUGCAGUUGGUUGACUAGUUUAUCACAAAAUUUUUUACGGAUUUUUUUAACCCUC